CUCCUCCCUGUCUCGGUAUCAAAGAGCUCCGGCAGCCCUCUCCGUCCUCGUCUUCAAGCAGCCAUCGGCCGCAGCAGCUGCUUAUCCCCUUAACCUAGCGUGGCCAAGGUCAACAGCGAGAACUCAUCCGCUGCCUCAAGCUCCGGGCUCCCCAGCAGAGGUUUAAGCUAUAUGCAAUAUCAAGAAUGAAGAAACCCGGGAAAGAUGUGGCAACUCCGAGCAAGAUAAAGUUCGAGGAUAGCGAACAAGAUUAUUCAUCAUCCUCAGAAGAGGAAGAGGAGAUAGAGCGCGAGCUGGCAGAUGUAACCUUUGAGGAGUUGCAGAGAGCACGGUCUGAUGGAUCCCAUUUACACAAGAAACUUAAUGAAGAUAAGAAAUCCAAGCGUGCUAACAAGAAUAGGCCUAUGGAAGUUAGCUGCAAGAAGCCAGUCAGUAGGUUUAGAGAAGUUAUCCAGGCUACUAAAAGGGUUGUGCGGGACCCACGUUUUGAGUCUCUCUGUGGUAAUCUUGAUGUAGAAGGGUUCAAGAAAAGAUACAAUUUUCUUUAUGAAAAUGAACUUCCUGCUGAAAGAGAGGAAUUGCAGAAGCAGUUAAAGAAAACCAAAAGCCCGAAAGAGAUGGGUGAAAUUAAAAGUAGAAUUGCAUGGAUUGACAAGCAGCUAAAGGAGUCAGCUAAGCAUACUGAUGCUGCAAUUUUGGCCGGGCACAAGAAGAGAGAAAGGGAAGCAACAAAGCAGGGAAAAAAGCCGUUUUACCUCAAGAAAUCGGAAAUUCGGAAGCAGAGGCUUAUUAAGAAAUACCAUAGUCUCAAGGAAGAAGGAAAGCUGGAGGCUUUUAUCGAGAAGAAGAGGAGGAAGAAUGCUUCAAAGGAUCAUAGGUACAUGCCAUAUCGAAGAACCAGCCAUGGAGGGCAAGAGGACUAAUGGAUACGCUGCAGUUUUUACCAAGUUAUGCUGGAAGUUUCGUACUAGUCCUCUUGUGCUCGGAGUAGUUGCAGUGGGUCCAGUGACAAGAAGGCAGGUUCAGCAAAGAGAAACACCGAGGCGAAAUCAUAAUUUGAUGAUCAAUGUUAAUUUGUACUUUGAUUUGAAACUUAAAAGAAUGGGAUUGUAAGGAUGUUUUCUUAUCAAGGAGAAUAGGAUCUUCCUGGUUCUUGCAACAGCAAGGCCCUCCGGACAUAAAUGCGGCCACUUCCCUGGUUCGGUCA
Punica granatum (pomegranate) is the source of this 1207-nucleotide messenger RNA. The record is from RefSeq and is a predicted model, not a curated record. NCBI's taxonomy places the organism in Eukaryota, Viridiplantae, Streptophyta, Magnoliopsida, Myrtales, Lythraceae.